Molecule: messenger RNA, 2205 nt
Organism: Naumovozyma castellii
Lineage: Eukaryota; Fungi; Ascomycota; Saccharomycetes; Saccharomycetales; Saccharomycetaceae
Gene: NSP1
Product: FG-nucleoporin NSP1
Exons: 1
Coding region: 1-2205 (734 amino acids)
Source: RefSeq, a predicted model, not a curated record
AUGAAUGGAGACAAUAAAGGAACGAGUGGAUCUUCACCAUUUGGGAACUUUAGCGAAAGUGCAUUCAAUUCUGGAGCUAACCAAACGGCUACCGCUGGACAAGACACCAAAAAUAAGCCAUCGACCUCCAUGUUCGGUAAUACUGCUAAAACUGGAACAACUCCAAUGUUUGGUUCUACAGGGACUGCGAAUAAGGGUGCUUUCACAGGGUUUGGUACAGCCUCAUCUACAUUCGGUAGUAUGGCAAACGCAUCAACCUCAAAUACCGAUGGAAAGACAGGCACUACAGGAUUUAGCUUUGGCAACGCAGCUAACGCAAAACCUGGGGCUGAAACUGCAACCAAUGACUCAAAUAAACCAAAUACCUUUGCACUUGGAAAUUCUUCCACGCCAGCUUCCGGUACUCUCUUUGGCAAUAAAUCUGGAUCAACCGCCACACCAAUGUUUAACAUGGGAGGUGCAACAUCUGCUGAUAAGAUUUCUAACCCAGCCUCCACCUUUUCGUUUGGAGCUUCUGACAAGAAGGAUGAUUCGAAGCCUGGAUUUUCAUUUAAUCAAAAUACGGGAGGGAACCAACCAAGCACCACAGAAACAAAUAAACCAGCAUUCUCCUUUGGAGCAACAAGUGAUGGAAAAGAUUCUGCUGCUAAGCCAACUUUGAGUUUUGGAACAGCUCCAGGCACAAACGAUUCUACAAAACCAUUCUCUUUUGGAACAAGCACUGGAGCUAAAGAAUCAACAUCGACACCUGCUUUUACUCUGGGAGGAGCUAAAGAGGCACCCAACACAACUCCUUCAUUUUCAUUAGGAAGCGCUAGUAACGACAAAAACUCUGCUUCGAAGCCUGGGUUUACACUUGGUGCAACCCUUGGGACUCAAACAGAUAAAAACAACACUGAAACAAAACCCGCCUUUAGUUUUGCUUCCACUCCUACAGAGGAUACUACCAAAAGUGCGUCAUCUAUAUCACUUCCUUCAAAUAAUGGUGAUACCGCCAAACCAGCUUUUUCAUUCUCAAGUAAAUCUACAGAAGAUAAAUCAACCAAUGAAAGCUCUACAACAAAACCAACCCUUUCUUUCGGGGCAAAACCUGAAGUUAAAGAGACUACAGAUACUAAGUCAUCCACAGUUACUAUGCCAGCAUUUUCUUUUGGAGAGAAACCGAGGGAGGGUACCGGUAAUGCACCAACUUUUUCAUUAGGUAAAAAACCAGAAGAACAAGAUAAAGCAGCUGCCGCUCCAAGUUUCUCAUUGGGCAAAAAGUCAGAUGAAAAUGGUAGUGCAACUCCAGCUCCAGCAUUUUCAUUUGGAAAGAAACCUGAAGAAAAGGCAAACGCUACGUCUGCACCAACUUUCUCUUUAGCUAAAAAAGCAGACGAAAAAGACAGUACGACUGCUGCUCCAGCGUUUUCAUUUGGAAAGAAGUCAGAAGAAAAGGAUUCAGCUGCUAAGGACACAUCGACAAAAACAGGUUUCUCAUUUGGUAAUAAAGCUGACGAGAAGAAGCCCGAGGGUACCACUCUGAAAAAGGAAGAUAUCAAAUCUAACGUCUCCGAAAAGACUUUUGAAAAUUCUACCAAGACUGGAGGUCUUGAUACGAAACCAGUGGAACUAAAACCAGUUUCACUUGACAAUAAGACCUUGGACGAUCUAAUAACAAAAUGGACAAAUGACUUAACAAAAGCGGCUGUUCACUUCGAUGAGUAUUCAAAGAAGAUUAAUUCUUGGGAUCAGAUGCUAGUAAAGGGCGGUGAACAAGUAAGCCAGUUAUAUUCUGACACAUUGGCUACGGAACAAACUCAAAAUAGAAUAGAUCAAUCGUUACAAUAUAUUGAAAGGCAGCAGGAUGAAUUAGAGAUAUUUUUAGAUAACUAUGAAAGAAAGGCCGACACUUUAUUAUCUGACAUUUUAUCAACAACUGCUGUCAAUACCGCAAGCAAUAACGACCAGAAGAGGCAACAGGCGUAUCACACUGCAGAAACUCUUGAUGAAAACUUAAGUGCUCUCUCUUCAAACCUAUCCUCAUUGAUAAAUGAAAUUAAUGAUGUUAGCAACAGUUUCAACAAGGCAACAAGUAUCAAUUUAGGAAACAAAGAUGAAAACUCUCAAUUGAUGAAAUUAUUGAAUUCACAUUUAGACGCAUUGAAAUCGUUAGACGACAAUUCGUCCUUAUUAGAACAAAAAAUCAAAUCAUUCUCUAAAUAA